CACGCUACUACUACGAACGGCAGAUAUAUAAUAACUCGGCUCGUUCGCUCGUUCGCGCGGCGGCGAUAGCUCGAUUUGUGCAUUGAACUUUGUAUACAUAUACGUAUACAACGAGUACGUAUAUUCAUAAAUUGGCAGCGCAGGGGCGCACUUUGCCGUGCUUGGUGCAUCGCAACACACACACGCCUUUCUCUCGCUCGCUCGGCUACUACUUUAUAUCGUUACGUCGUAUGCAGUGGCUCCUGUACUGACAACGAGAAAAUUUUGCUCCUUUUGCGAUCCUGCAUCAUCGCGACGCGUAAUCUGCAACCGAAAGUGCGAGUUCGAGGAUUCGAAUAGCUGCCCAGAGCGCCGAUACGGCUGAAGGCUAACAGUCAUAGUGUCGGCAUUUGUAUAUCGCGAGUGCAUUUGUACUCGACAAAAAGGCACGUAUAGGCUGCCGCAGCAGCAGCAGCAGUAAUAUACACCCUCGCUUCGGCUUGUGCAGUGCUCUCUGUGCGGCGCUGCUGCUGUGUAUAAGUGUACAAAACACACUCUUAUAUACACAUACGCAGCUAGCAGCAGGCAAUACAUCGGCCGCGCGGCGACGUCUCCGAGAAAUUCUAAGGGGGCAGAUGUGUGUUACGACUUGGACUACUGUUGCGUUGCCUGCGUUGCUGCCUCCUCCUCCUGCUGCUGCUCGUCGUCGUCGUCGUCGUCGUCGUCGAUCGCCGUACAACACAUAAGUUGUCUCUCGCCGCAGCAACGGCAGCAGUCGACUCCGCGCGCGUACGCAGAAUAUAUGUGUGUAUGAUCGAGGAGCGGAGGAGCUCGUCGGUGCGUCGUCAGUGUUGGUCGCGUGCUUUCCACGAACGAGUAUAUAGUCGUCCGAGUUCCGCGCGAGUGUGCAGUUUUUUCCACCGUGUCGAGUGCACGAUAUAAAGGAUUUAAACGGCGGCGGUGCCGAGCAACACUGCCACGGUAUACAAUAAUACGAUAGUGAGAGUGCGCGAGUGUACACACACACACACAUACAUACACGCAUACACACAGAGAUAUCAGUCUCGAAGCAUAUAAACACAUACACGCGCGCGCGCGUGUCUCGGAGUCUCGGGCAUACACCUAUCUCGAAGGCUGCCAAAGGAAGGAGCAGCAGCAGCUGAGCGAGAGAGAGAGAGAGUCAUACAGCGAGAGUACAUUUGUACCAAAGCAGAGUGACCCUUUGUAUAUCGUAAUACAUAUACUAACACAUAUACAGUGCCAGCCUCAACAUUCACGGUUGAUGUCCGAUCAUCGCAAGUCCUGCCCGGAUCUUAAUGGGAUCGGCGACGGCUUUGUUUCUGCAAGCGCCAGUGGCAACAACAGCAGCAGCAGCAGCAACGACGAGCAUCAGCAGCACAAAAGGAGCAAAAAACUCGGCAAGAAGAGCGGCGUCGAUAAGUGCCUGAGAGCAUAGCACUCGCUAUCCUUAGCCGCCAACAUGACCGAAGUAAGCAUAUCGUCGGCUCGGGCCUCGGUGAUGGUCUACGACGACGCCAACAAACGAUGGGUGCCGUCCGGCUCGUCGUCGGGCCUGUCCAAGGUGCAGCUCUAUCAUCACCAGGUCAACAAUACGUUUCGCGUGGUCGGCCGCAAACUGCAGGACCACGAGAUUGUGAUGAACUGCGCGAUACUGCGCGGCCUCAAGUACAAUCAAGCCACCGUCACCUUUCACCAGUGGCGCGACAAUAAGCAGAUCUACGGUCUGAACUUUUCGAGCAAGGACGAUGCCGAUGCAUUCGCCAAAGCCAUGCUACAAGCUCUCGAUGUAUUGGCCAACGGUACGAGAUUACCACCUAGUAUGCUACCACAAAUCACGCCGCAGCAGCAACAGCAGCAGCAGCAGCAACAACAGCAGAUGCAGUAUCAAGCUCCACAACAGCAGCAGCAGCAGCAGCAGAUGGUGCAGCAACAGCAGCCAAAUGGACAGUACGAAGAAGACAUGGGAUAUCGUAAUUUCAGCACCAUGACAAGAGAGGACGUGGCGAUACUACAGGAGCGCAGAAUGUCUCAACAGAAUCAAGUCAACGGUCUCAACGCAAUUUCUCCGAGUUGCCCGCCAAACGCGAUAAAUCUCCAACAACAACAGCAGCAGGCGGCUCAAACUGGUCACCAUCGGACAUCUUCGGCACCACCAGGACCAACGCCCCCCGGAGGAGUGCAACAGCAGCAGCAGCAGCCGCAGCAGCAACAGACGAUGCCACCGGCUCCGCAACAACAACAGCAGCAGCAGCAAGCGCAGCAGGCACAGACUCCGGCACCACCGGUCGCACCACCUUGCCCGCCCAACAUGAUCAACUACGGGCUGCAACAGUACGCCCAGCAACAGACGAGCUCGGGGGUUGGCGGUAUUUACGGGACUACUGGCGGCCAGCAGUCGGGGGUAGUGGGCGUUCAGCCAGCGGCGGUACAGCAGCAACAGCAGCCGUACCCGUACAGCGGCGCGGGUAGUCAAUACGGUAGUCGAGCCUCGCUCAAUAGCCAGUACGCAGCGUUGCCCGUUAACGGCACCGGCGGCAGUCCUUACGGUCAGGCGCAGGCCGCCGCCGCAGCCGCAGCCUAUGUUCAGCAACAGCAGCAGGUCGCCGGUAGUCCCGUACUCCACAACCCGUACGGCACGCCGGCCAAUAGCGUCAAUCAGACCCUCUACCCGAACGAUUGCUUAGCUUAUAAUUCCGUUGUACCUAGCGUGCCGGUUCAGCCGCAACAAUCGGCCCAGCAGCAGCAGCAGACGCAGCAGCCACAGCCACCUCCACCGCCACAGCAGCCCCAGCCACCGCCGCCGCCGCCAAUGGCACCGGCUAUGCCCGCGGCGGGCGCUCCGCCACCGCCGCCACCUCCGCCAGCGCCCAGUCAAGAUGGCCCGCAGGGACCUGACAUGAACUCCUUGUGCGCUGCCAUCCAAGCGGCCAAGCUCAAAAAGAAAUCGGGACAGUCGGAAAAUAGUGGAUCGAGUACGAGCAGUAGUGGCAGCGGAAAUUACGGUACUUUGGGUCGAGGAAGCGUUGGAAGCGGCGACGGCAACAGCAUGCCCUCGGCCAUGAUGGUCGAGAUGGCCAAAACACUGGCUCGCAGACGAGCCGCUGUGGAGAAAAAACAGCCCGAGCCUGAACCCGAAAGCUCGCCCGACAAAAAGUCAUGGGAGAAGAAUAAUUCUACGAUCUCAAACAGCGCUAGCAAUAACAAAUUCACCAAUGGUGCGGAAUCGCCGAAAGCUCAUCGUAAGAGAUUCGGCUCGGCAUCCGAGGAUACACUUUUGAAAGUCAACGGCGUCAACGAAGGCUCUGCCCUCACUGCACAGGAUUUGGAAUCUUGGAAAGCAGAAAUCAUGAAGGACAUUCGCAAGGAAUUCAUGAAAAUUAAGCAAGAAAUCGUCGAUGCUGUUAAAAUCGAAUUAAAUAGAAGAUAAUUUCAUACAAAAUGCAGUUGGAAAUAAGAAAAGUGAUCUAGCCAAUGAAUGGCAAUGAAAAAGGAAAAAGACCGAGAGAUUUGACUAGAUAGCUCAAUCGGAUAAUCAUCGACAGACAUAUAGGUGUAUAUGCACGAUUUUAUUAUAUACUCGCGAAAGUAGUGUAGUUAUAUCCAUGUAUAUCUAGCCUUGUGUACGUUAAUCUAGCUUGAUACUAAACAGAUAUGAAAUCAUCAGAAAGACGGACGCGGGCUCGUUGCAUUUAAAUUUAGUCAGACGUUUAUAACAGUUUGGAAUAAAUAUUUCAUGUAACUGUGCUUGAAAUUUUUCUAAAUUCAAAUUUUGAUUUAAUGCAUUUAAUUUCACAGCGAGCAAAAUUUAUACAAUUUCUAAAGUUUUUAAUUCCUUGAACUCUUGCGAGUUGAAAGAGCAAAAAUUGAGUUUGAAUAGAUUGAAUUGUUGAAAACCAAGAUGAUGCGCAACACGCACAAUACAAUCAGACAAUCUCAUAAAGAAUGCAAAUUUACUUACCUUGAUAUUAGGGUACAAUUUUUAUACUGCCAACGGCAAAAGCAAAUUGAAUUGAUAUCAAUGCCUAUGUCGUACUCAUUUUUGUUCCGAAUUAAAACCUUUAAAUUGUAACUCGUAGUGUUGAAAAACUUGCAUUCAAAGCAAGGAUAAUUGAAAAUUACCUUGAUGUCGAAUUUAUGAAGAAUUUUUAUGAAGUAUUCACAUUAUUAAGUGUGAAAUUAUUCCACACUAUUCGAUUUUAAUGACCGUUCAUAAAAUUGUACAUGGAAGAAUUGUAAACAUAUUUUAAUAGCACAGGACGUUCGUUAGUGAUUAAACAGUAACUUUAGAAUAUUUUUAUUUGUAUUUCGUGAUCAGAUACGUAUCAGAGAAACAUUGAAAGUAAUGUAAGCUUGACUUAAUAGUUCAAGCAAGUUUGACCUAAUGUUGUUACUGUCAAAAAUUCAAUGCAAAUAGUGACAUGAACCAUGAUCAUUAUUUGAAAGAGAACAGUUUUCUAACUAUUAUCUGUCAAAAUUCAAAGCAUUACUGAAAAAUUGAUACUUUUAUAGUAGCAAAUUUGCACCAAAAACAAAACAAAAUUGUCGUACUUAAUUUAUAAUGAAGAGGAAAUUUUCUUUUAUAAACUUUGCUGACUCUUAUACGUAAUCUCAAUUUAUUAUUGACAAAUUAAUUGAAUAAAUUUAAGAUGACCGAAAUAAUUAGGGAUUAAGUGUUUAAUGCAUUGUACCCGCUCCUUAUUUUUAGCUGAUAAACUACACUUUCAUAUCUGAAAAUUCUUUCUAUUAUGAUAACUAUGUAUUUGUAGUUAACUAUUUGAAAGAAAAAGAGUGAAUACGUUAUUUUACGUAGUUUAUGGUUAUGUAAAGUAUGUACGUUUUGUCAUACUUUUUUGUAAAUUUGUCAGAAAAAAUUGAAAUUAAAAAAAAAUGUGAUUGGAUGUUACAAAAGUACUGUUAGCGUAUGUACAAAAAAAUAUUUUUUGUGAAAGGAUCAAUAUUGGCUAAGUAAGUUACAAUUCAAUUUAAUCUUUAAGUCAAACAACUAAUUAGUAUUGAAAAAACUGUGCAAAAUAUUUGGGAGAAUUUUAAAGUCGUCGAUGUCCUUGAUCGUUUAUCUCGACUUUGCACUGCCUUUUGCAGUAGUUUAUGAUGACCUAAUAAGAUUUAAACUUUUUUAAAAAUGAAUCAUUCAGACUUAGAGGACUUUUUAAUUAAAGCAUUUUCAACAUCUCUGCAUUUUUUUCUCAAAGUAGCUACUUUUAUCGCAGUGGAUCAUCGAGAGAACGAAUUUUUUCUAGUCUAGACAUGACGAACAAAUUUUUGCGAGCAAUUUUUGAGAAGAAUCCAUAGUUAACAAAUAAAAUGUAGUUAUUAAUCAUAAUGAAUAAAAAUCAAGGAGUAAAAAGUGUCAAUGAGAGACCAUAAAAGAAAGCUGGAGGCAUGUCUUUUACUGAAAAAUGGAGAAUGCAAAAUUCAAAGUCAACAAUGAGAAUGUGGAAAUAUUGGAUAUAAAAAACUUCUUCGCCUUUUUAUACUUUUUAUAUAUUUGUAUAAAUUACAUAAACUUAACAUGGCACUAUAUGAUGCUUUUGUGCUUUUAUGUUGAAAAAUAUCGAUCGAUAACAUCUAUUGACAUAAUUAUUUGAUUUAAGUAAAGACGUAUUAGUAACUGAAUAAUUGUAAUUUUUAAUCAUUUUAAUCGUACAUUUUCAAAAAGAAAUAUCCUUUCUUUGUCAUAUGUUUAAAUGUUAGCCAUAGCUAACUUAUAAUGUAGCGUGUUGACUUACAUCGAUCUUUCUGGUAGUAUUAAUAUUUUUUUUGUUUUAAAUAUGUGUAUGCACGCGCAAAUAUGUCCUUUUGUAAAUAUAAUUCUACAUGGGCUCUUCCACUACGAUAUAAUUUAUUUUUGAUUCUACUAUUUACAAGUUGAUACAAACCAACGCACUGUAUAUUCAUAAUCGACUGGCCAAUCGCUUAGUUUUUCCACAAUUUUCCGUGUUUUUCGAUCCAUUUUUUACGAUUAACAUCAGAAGCUGUUCGUAUACAUGCUAUUUAGUAAAUGAGGUAUUUACGAAGACAACCGUCGAGUUUUUAAUCGUGCAACUAAGUUAAUUAACAAAUGAAUAAAUAAAGGCAAAUUAAAUAAGUAAUUAACAAUGUUUAAUAUAAAAAGAACAUAAAUUGUAGAAUCAUGAGAGACAGAACACUAGUUCUGGAAAAUCCGUGGAAAGAACGAUUGGUCAAACUUGUUGUAACUCAUAAGCUCUGCGUAAACUGUUAAAGCAAGUUUUCGAUUAAAAUUAAAAUAGAUAACAAGUGUAAACAAUUUUCACACAUUUGUACGAAUAUGAUAAAUAUGAAUUAGUGGAAAAAAUUCAUUCAAUCGAUCGCCAGAAAAUUGAGUAUUAAAUAGCUGCAUUUAUACAGUAUAUGAUGAUAACAGACAAGUAAGGUUUAUAACAUAGACACUAAGUAGAAAAUACGAUUAUGAAGGACCUAAAGAAAAAAAAGAAAAGCGAUGGCGUAUUAUUAACAUUGCGAAAUUUAUCAAUGAGGUUCAUAACUUAUACUUUGUUAAAACUUUGUUUGCACUGGCACUCUUUUGUGAAUUUUAUGUUUGACGAAGCUUGAAAAAUCUACGCGCCAACGCUCAGACGUGGACUGCUGUGAGUUAUGUGUUAUUGUCGUAUUUGAUGAUAUUUACGACCAUUGUGUAUGUAUGCGUGUGAGGGAUUUAAUUUUAAAUUAUCUUAUUAAUCUUGAUUGUGCUUUUUAUGUUUUGCUUGUGAUUUGAAUAAAAAUUUGUGUAAUAAACUAUUUCGAAAAAUUUAUAUAGUAUAGCGAUAAAGACCGGAAAAUGUAAAAUUGUAUGUGAAGUGCAAAAUUUUGAAUUUAAACGAUGCUUUUUAGCUCAUAAUAACGUAGUCAUAACGAAAAACGUAAGCUUGCACUAAUUCGUCCCUCUCCGUCCACGUUUGAAGCGUUGCCUUUUCGUUUAUGCUAUAAAAAAUCUCCUCAUUCCAUGCCCACAAACAAU
Molecule: messenger RNA, 6997 nt
Organism: Trichogramma pretiosum
Lineage: Eukaryota; Metazoa; Arthropoda; Insecta; Hymenoptera; Trichogrammatidae
Gene: ena
Product: protein enabled
Exons: 7
Coding region: 1460-3427 (655 amino acids)
Biological process (GO): intracellular transport
Molecular function (GO): SH3 domain binding
Source: RefSeq, a predicted model, not a curated record